CCAAGGCUAUCUGGAACAUUCACACAGAGGACACGUGUCAACAUCUCAUGUAUUGGUUCAUCAACACCAGUGUGUAUAUAAAGAAGGGGACUGAGCCCAGUAGACUACAUUAGUUCUGAAGAGACAUUGUUUCAGAAUGAGGGGUGCUGUAGCUCUGCAGGUGUUGCUGUUCUGUCUGUCUGGGACAUGGGCUCAGGGAGAGAGAGGAGGGGUCAGAGAGAAUGACAUCACUGAACAGGGUCACAGUGAAGGGGAAGAGAGCAGGGAGAGUGAUGCUGAACAGUUGACCACCCAGCCUGACAUCUGGACUGAGCUGAAGGAGCUGAGAGACAUGGUGGUGGAACAGAGAGUGGAGCUGAGGAACAUGGGGGCCAGAGUGACAGCUAGUGAGAGCCAGGUGGACGAGCUGCAGAAAGAGAACUCAGUUUUGGAGACCAGACUGAGUGCUAGUAAGAGCCAGGUGAAGGAGCUGAAAGGAGAGGUGGAUGAGCUGCAGAAAGAGAUGGUGAACCACAGAGUGGAGCUCAGUGUCACAAUGACUGAACUGCAGUUCCACAAGAACGAGGUGGAGGAACUGGAGAGAGCGAAUGCAGCUCUGCAGGCCAGAGUGACAACCAGUGAGAGCCAGGUUGAUGAACUGAAGAGGGAGAAUACAGCCCAAGCAGCAGAACUGUCAGUCAUGGGGACCAGAGUGACAGCCAGUGAGAGAGAGGUGGAGGAACUGAAAGGGGAAGUGGAAGGGCUGAAGAAAGAGAACAAAGACAGACCAAAGGUGGCCUUCUCUGCUGGUUUGACUAACUCAGGAAAAGUAGGACCUUUCAAUACUGAGACCCAACUGAUCUACACCAAAGUCUUCACCAACAUUGGCAAAGCCUACAGCCCAGUGACAGGUGUCUUCACAGCACCAGUGAGAGGAAUCUACUACUUCAGAUUCUCUGCCAUGGACGUCCGCACAUCGGCAUAUAUGGGUGUAUCCUUAUUUAAGAAUAAGCAGCGUGAAAUAUUAUCAAAUCAGUACAAUAGCCACGGAGGGCAUCAGUAUGUAUCUAAUGCAGUGACUCUAGAGCUGGAGGAGGGGGACUUGAUCUACAUGCAUCUCCCAUCAGGCUAUGGUCUCUAUGAAGAUUCAAAUAAACGUUGCACCUUCAGUGGCUUCCUGCUCUUCCCUAUGUGAGGGCUGAGAGAACCACAAAAAAAGCUUUGACGAAAUCAGAUGCUAAAUCAGAGUUCAAAGAGCCAUGAAUUUUCAUAUAACGACCCGUCCAUUAAACGUGAUGUAAUGACAAAUGACCAGCUUCUUCUGUUCUAUGUUUGACUUCAUUUUCUAGAUUACGACAAAAGUAUGCAGUGUUCUUGAAUGGACCGCUGAUUCCUCUCCC
Coregonus clupeaformis (lake whitefish) is the source of this 1379-nucleotide messenger RNA. RefSeq names its product cingulin-like. The coding region runs from base 137 to 1174 and encodes 345 amino acids. The record is from RefSeq and is a predicted model, not a curated record. The transcript has 6 exons. NCBI's taxonomy places the organism in Eukaryota, Metazoa, Chordata, Actinopteri, Salmoniformes, Salmonidae. Gene Ontology annotation, molecular function: protein binding.